AGCCGGCCGGGCCUGCGGGCAUCUGCUGCGUGUCCCGCUUGGGGCUCUGCGCCUCCGCCGCCGCCAGCGCUGCCUCGAUGUUCCAGCUGCCCAUCUUGAAUUUCAGCCCCCAGCAAGUGGCCGGGGUAUGCGAAACCCUGGAGGAGAGCGGCGACGUGGAGCGUCUGGGUCGCUUCCUGUGGUCGCUGCCCGUGGCCCCCGCGGCCUGCGAGGCCCUCAACAAGAAUGAGUCGGUGCUGCGCGCGCGGGCCAUCGUGGCCUUCCACGGCGGCAACUACCGCGAGCUCUACCACAUCCUGGAGAACCAUAAAUUCACCAAGGAGUCGCACGCCAAGCUUCAGGCGCUGUGGCUUGAAGCGCACUACCAGGAGGCUGAGAAGCUGCGUGGACGGCCCCUGGGGCCAGUGGACAAGUACCGCGUGAGGAAGAAGUUCCCUCUGCCGCGUACCAUUUGGGACGGCGAGCAGAAGACACACUGCUUCAAGGAGCGCACGCGACACCUGCUACGGGAGUGGUACCUGCAGGACCCAUAUCCCAACCCCAGCAAAAAGCGUGAGCUCGCCCAGGCAACCGGACUGACCCCCACGCAGGUGGGCAACUGGUUCAAGAACCGUCGACAAAGGGACAGGGCGGCCGCAGCCAAGAACAGGCUCCAGCAGCAGGUGCUGUCGCACGGCUCCGGGCGACCGCUUCGAGCCGCCGAGGAGGAGGGCACGCCUGAGAUGCUGGGCACCGCCGUUAGCCCAGCCGUUAGUCUGUCCAGCAAGGUGGCCACUUCGGCUAUCUCCAUCACGUCCAGCGACAGCGAAUGCGACAUCUGAGCCGUCCAGCUAGCACGCUCAGAAUCGGGUGUAAAAAGGAGACAACAAAAGGAAGGAAGGAAGGAGGAGGAGAGACC
Orycteropus afer afer is the source of this 898-nucleotide messenger RNA. RefSeq names its product SIX homeobox 6 (gene SIX6). The record is from RefSeq and is a predicted model, not a curated record. Gene Ontology annotation, biological process: regulation of transcription by RNA polymerase II; eye development. NCBI's taxonomy places the organism in Eukaryota, Metazoa, Chordata, Mammalia, Tubulidentata, Orycteropodidae. Gene Ontology annotation, cellular component: nucleus; transcription regulator complex. Gene Ontology annotation, molecular function: RNA polymerase II cis-regulatory region sequence-specific DNA binding; DNA-binding transcription factor activity, RNA polymerase II-specific.